Molecule: messenger RNA, 726 nt
Organism: Musca vetustissima
Lineage: Eukaryota; Metazoa; Arthropoda; Insecta; Diptera; Muscidae
Gene: asf1
Product: histone chaperone asf1
Exons: 1
Coding region: 10-723 (237 amino acids)
Biological process (GO): DNA replication-dependent chromatin assembly; nucleosome disassembly; nucleosome assembly
Cellular component (GO): nucleus
Molecular function (GO): histone binding
Source: RefSeq, a predicted model, not a curated record
CACACAAAUAUGGCGAAAGUUCACAUAACAAAUGUUGUGGUACUGGACAAUCCCAGCAGUUUCUUUAAUCCCUUUCAAUUUGAGCUGACAUUUGAAUGCAUCGAAGAGCUGAAAGAAGACUUGGAAUGGAAAAUGAUUUAUGUUGGGUCGGCUGAGUCAGAGGAAUACGAUCAAGUGUUGGAUACAAUUUAUGUGGGACCGGUGCCGGAAGGCCGACACAUAUUUGUAUUUCAGGCCGAUCCACCAGAUGUCACCAAAAUCCCCGAACAAGAUGCGGUGGGGGUGACAAUUGUUUUGCUGACAUGCUCGUAUCGCGGUCAGGAAUUUGUACGUGUCGGAUAUUUUGUGAACAAUGAAUAUACAGAUCCGGAAAUGCGUGAAAAUCCACCACCAAAACCACUCUAUAAUCAAUUGACCCGCAAUAUUUUGGCCACAAAACCCAGAGUGACCCGUUUUAAAAUCAAUUGGGAUGAUACACCAUCAAAUGGUCUGACAAAUGGCAAUGGUGAACAUCACAUGGACAAUGAAAUGCAUUGUGGUGGUGCGGAGGCAACAAUGAAUGGUUGCGGCGAAUCAACAACGGGGGCAACUGGCGGCGACUCAAAUAGCGUCCAUUCAGACGCUCUGGAAGCGAACAUGGAUGAAAACAGUUUGGCAAUGCCAUUGGAAAAUGGAGUCACCGCCUUAAAUGAAAAUUCAAACUCUUUAGCUAUGGAAUGUUAGGUU